AUGUCAAUACACUAUAUAGUACACUAUAUAGCAUUCAACAUUCGGCACAAACAACAUUCUUUGUUCCUCCAGGCAAUCGCUUUGUGCGCCCUCGUGGCAGUGGCAAUAGCCGCCCCUCUUGACAACACCAGCCCAAUUCCUAUUGUCAAGCAAGCUCUGGACGGACCGAACCCUGACGGCGCCUACAGCUACAGCUACGAGACCGGUAAUGGCAUCCAGGCCCAGGAAGAUGGUCACCUCAACAACGCGGGUACUGAAAAUGAGGCCCUGGAGGCACGAGGCAGCUACAGCUAUACCGACGCCGACGGCCAGACCUUCCAGAUCUCGUACGUAGCCAAUGAGAACGGAUUCCAGCCGGAGGGUGCUCACUUGCCCACCGCGCCCCCGGUACCACCCGCAAUCCAAAGAGCCCUUCAGUAUAUCGCCGAGCAUCCCGAGGAAAACGACCAGCAAUAAGAACAUAUAACACGAUGGAAGUAGGUUAGAACCGGCAAAUCGAAAGCGAGCCUCGAGAAGAUGAGAAAGAUCGGGAGAAGCCUGGCGCAGACCCGAUCGCGCGAUCGUAUCGAUGAUCAACGGGUAUAUUCGAUCUCCGUGGAGAUUGGCGAUCUCAAGACCUGGCUCUUCGUGCACUAUUUUUGUAAUUAUGCGCGCUCAAAUAAGUUUUUUUUACUUUUUGUACAACACCUGUAUGAACAUCAAUGAUGUUCUGUAAAUAAAUUCCAUUAAUAUGCAGAUCUUGUUGAAUUGUGAUCGAAACAGUGAAUUGGAUAAAUAUGACAGAUGGAUACGUUAAUACCUGCAUCACAUUAAUUGUCGCGUUAAUGGGCGUUUACGAUACUUUUAACGAGGGCAAGCGUUAACGAGGCAGCAAAGCGUCGAAGCGUUGCAAA
This is a messenger RNA of Linepithema humile (Argentine ant), 893 nucleotides long. The record is from RefSeq and is a predicted model, not a curated record. Lineage: Eukaryota; Metazoa; Arthropoda; Insecta; Hymenoptera; Formicidae.